AUGGAUCCUCUCGUGUGGGAACUCAAAAGACCCCUUUCCGACCACGAGUGGACAAUGCUCAAGGCUCCUCUCUUCAAAGCUUUGUGGGACUUUAUGCCCGCAAAAAGUGAUUCUGCGUCGGCUGACGCCCUUUUGGACCACUACUUCAGCCAACUGAAUCUGAUCGAGGCUUACAACCUGAAUUUACAAAAACAUGAAGAUAUAAUACAACUUGUACAGUUUAUCAAGGACAAUACGACCCUUCGUCGUGAGCUUCUUUAUAAGGAGUUCACAAAAGGCCAUGGUACUUUGCUUGGACCUGUGCCAAAUUCAGCAGAGAAAAUGAUUGAACUGGCUACAAGGAUAUGGUUAAUGCUCACACCUGACGAGUGGAACAACAACAAAACUCUGGAGGAAUUUAUUCAUGACAGCUUCCCGCGAGGUGACAAGGCUACAUCCGACGCAAUAUUUCCUAUGACGAUCAAUGCAUAUACGCUGGAGCGCAUUGGCGGCUUUCAUAUUGUGUGGACAGAUAACAUACAGGACCAUCUAUCAUUGUUAAUGAACCAUGGACAAAAAGAGCUACGAAUAUUCCAUCUGACAUCUUUCUUACGGAACUACAAAUGCUCCCUAGAAAGUGGAAUUUACCCCUCGGGUUUCCUCGAUGAAACGGAGCGGACAAUCGCCCUUAUGUUACCUUCAACGAAUAUUGAGUGCCGUAAAUGGAUUCGGAAAGCUCGUGAAGAGGACAGCCUAGAUCUUGAGGCAGGUAACUCGUCUGCAGUGACUCGGGAUCUGGAAUCAUACGAUUAUUGGCGGCUCAGGCUUCUCGCAAUCAUCGAAGAGUACGACAGAACAGAGCCAACAUCACUCAAGCAAUGGGCACUGGAUAGGAGACGCCCAAACCAGCGAUACACUUUUUGGAUUGCAAUCACAGCGUUAGCCCUAGCACUUGUCUUUGGCCUUAUUCAGUCUGUGACCGGAAUUAUCCAGGUAAUCGUGGCAGUGAAGACGUCUUGA
Molecule: messenger RNA, 999 nt
Organism: Aspergillus lentulus
Lineage: Eukaryota; Fungi; Ascomycota; Eurotiomycetes; Eurotiales; Aspergillaceae
Source: RefSeq, a predicted model, not a curated record